Molecule: messenger RNA, 1344 nt
Organism: Lethenteron reissneri (Far Eastern brook lamprey)
Lineage: Eukaryota; Metazoa; Chordata; Hyperoartia; Petromyzontiformes; Petromyzontidae
Product: deleted in malignant brain tumors 1 protein-like
Cellular component (GO): membrane
Source: RefSeq, a predicted model, not a curated record
AUGGUAUCUGUUGUUUCAGUUGUUGAAGUCCGCCUGGUUGGUGGAGGCAACGCGUGCCAGGGCCGCGUGGAGGUGCUCUACGGAAGGUCUUGGGGCACGGUAUGCGACGACGUUUGGGACCUGCAGGAUGCCGAGGUGGUCUGCCGUCAGCUGGGCUGCGGCUCUGCUGUGUCCGCUCUGGGAAACGCUUUCUACGGAGCGGGCAGCGGCCAGAUCUGGAUGGACAACGUGCAGUGCUCCGGCUCCGAGUCUCAACUCUCGCAGUGCAGACACAACGGCUGGGGCACUCACGACUGCAGCCACGUCGAAGAUGCUUCCGUCAUCUGCUCACGAGGCGUUGAAGUCCGCCUGGUUGGUGGAGGAAACGCAUGCCAGGGCCGCGUGGAGGUGCUCUACGGAAGGUCUUGGGGCACGGUGUGCGAUGACGUUUGGGACCUGCGGGAUGCCGAGGUGGUCUGCCGUCAGCUGGGCUGUGGCUCUGCUGUGUCUGCUGUGGGGAACGCUUUCUACGGAGUGGGCAGUGGCCGGAUCUGGAUGGACAACGUGCAGUGCAACGGUUCCGAGUCUCAACUCUCGCAGUGCAGACAAAACGGCUGGAGCACUCACGACUGCAGCCAUGUGGAAGAUGCUUCCGUCAUCUGCUCACGAGGCGUUGAAGUCCGCUUGGUUGACGGAGGCAACGCAUGCCAGGGCCGCGUGGAGGUGCUCUACAGAAAGUUCUGGGGCACGGUGUGCGACGACUUUUGGGACCUGCAGGAUACCGAGGUGGUCUGCCGUCAGCUGGGCUGUGGCUCUGCUGUGUCUGCUGUGGGAAACGCUUUCUACGGAGUGGGCAGUGGCCAGAUCUGGAUGGACAACGUGCAGUGCAACGGUUCCGAGUCUCAACUCUCGCAGUGCAGACAAAACGGCUGGGGCACUCACGACUGCAGCCAUGUGGAAGAUGCUUCCGUCAUCUGCUCACGAGGUGCAGACCUUGCUGAAAGUGGGCGUUUCCGCCUGGUUGGCGGAGGCAACGCAUGCCAGGGCCGCGUGGAGGUGCUCUACAAAAAAUUCUGGGGCACGGUGUGCGACGACUUUUGGGAGCUGCAGGAUGCCGAGGUGGUCUGCCGUCAGCUGGGCUGUGGCUCCGCCGUGUCAGCUCCGGGAAAUGCUCGGUACGGAGCGGGCAGCGGCCGGAUCUGGAUGGACAACGUGCAGUGCAAUGGUUCCGAGUCUCAACUCUCGCAGUGCAGACAAAACGGCUGGGGCACGCACGACUGCAGCCAUGUGGAAGAUGCUUCCGUCGUCUGCUCACUCGGGAUGGCGAAGAAGAUGAACUGCACCCAAGACUCCUUUGAGCAUUGA